Messenger RNA from Procambarus clarkii (red swamp crayfish), 1013 nucleotides. Lineage: Eukaryota; Metazoa; Arthropoda; Malacostraca; Decapoda; Cambaridae. The record is from RefSeq and is a predicted model, not a curated record.
GGUAGAAUACAGCUGCUAUCGCAAUCUUCAGACGAUAUCACCAGCUGCGGAGGAGAUUGAGAGGAGCUCCAGUACCUCAGACCGCAGCCGCCCCCACACAUACACAUACACACGGACUCGACACCAUCCCCAGACAGACAUCGAGAGAGUGAGUGAACAUGUUUGUCGUCGGGACGAUCUUCGUACUGCUCAUCUUCUUCAUGUUCGUGUCUCUAAUGCAUGAUCUGCAGACACAAGACGCUCUACUGCUCAAUGCCUCCCUCAGUUCAAACAUGUCGCAGUUCUUGGCGAAUGAUUUGGCUAACGACUGGCUGGUAGCCCCAGUGUUAACCAGUGUAUCUGGAAGCGAGAACAACAGCCUGGUGAAUCACACCGUCACGGAGCCCGACUGGGCGCUCGUCCUGGGCACAUUCUCACACCUCAGAGACGAGAACUUCGAGGAGUACCUUGUAGCUAAUGGAGUGCCAUAUCUAGUGCGGAAAAUGGUUGCACAGUCGAGGCCCACAGUGACAGUGGAGCGGGUCUACCAGGACGACUACGAGUACUACGACCUAGAGACUCACUAUCCAGACACUGACGUAGAGCAGGUAGAAGAGGACUCUGGUCGGGUGUAUCAGAUGGUCAUCACAUCGAGCACCUGGUUCAAGACCUUAGAGGAGCGGUUCCGGCCUGGAUACACCGCUGUAAAAGAGGACUAUGAUGGCGCCCUCUCCAAGAACACGUUCUGGUUCGCGUCUGAGAGCACCUUGGUCCAUCGCAAGAUCAAGAACCAGUACACCGCCAACGUCGUUCGCAGCUUCCACCAGGACGGCUUCACCAUGACUAUUGUCAACAUGAAGACGGGCAUGAGAGCUAGACGCCACUUUCUUCGUGAGGCGUGAGGGGUGAGGAGUGAGGGAAGUGUCUACGUAAAGAUACGUGCACGAGAACACUCACACGCACACACACACACACACACACACACACACACACACACACACACACACACACACACACACACACACACACACACA